Molecule: messenger RNA, 2920 nt
Organism: Leopardus geoffroyi (Geoffroy's cat)
Lineage: Eukaryota; Metazoa; Chordata; Mammalia; Carnivora; Felidae
Gene: VPS16
Product: VPS16 core subunit of CORVET and HOPS complexes
Exons: 23
Coding region: 121-2772 (883 amino acids)
Biological process (GO): intracellular protein transport; vacuole fusion, non-autophagic; endosomal transport
Cellular component (GO): HOPS complex; endosome; lysosomal membrane
Molecular function (GO): actin binding
Source: RefSeq, a predicted model, not a curated record
UGAUGGCCGUGGCGGCAGCCUCACCACGUGACCCGGACGGGCGGAAGCGGAAGUGCCGGCCCGGAGCCCGCGCCCGGCGGGUGUCUCCUUUGCGCUGCCCAGCAGCCGCUUGCACCAGCCAUGGACUGCUACACGGCGAACUGGAACCCGCUCGGGGACUCUGCCUUUUACCGGAAAUAUGAGCUGUACAGCAUGGACUGGGACCUGAAGGAGGAACUCAGGGAUUGCCUGGUAGCUGCUGCGCCCUACGGGGGCCCCAUUGCACUGUUGAGGAACCCGUGGCGGAAGGAGAAGGCUGCCAGCGUACGGCCAGUGCUUGAGAUCUAUUCUGCUUCCGGCUUGCCUCUGGCCAGUCUGCUGUGGAAGAGUGGGCCUGUGGUGUCCCUAGGCUGGUCAGCUGAAGAGGAGCUGCUCUGCGUGCAGGAGGAUGGUGGAGUGCUGGUAUACGGGCUUCACGGUGACUUCCGGAGACAGUUCAGCAUGGGCAAUGAGGUGCUCCAGAACCGGGUUCUGGAUGCCCGGAUCUUCCAUACUGAGUUUGGUUCAGGGGUGGCCAUCCUCACCGGGGCCCACCACUUUAUUCUCAGUGCCAAUGUCAGUGACCUCAAACUCCGCCGGAUGCCAGAGGUGCCAGGUCUGCAGGGUGCACCUUCAUGCUGGACCGCCCUCUGCCAGGACCGAGUUGCACACAUUCUUCUGGCUGUGGGGCCUGAUCUUUACCUCCUGGACCAGUCCGCUUGCUCCGCAGUGACACCCUUUGGCCUGGCGCCAGGAGUGAGCAGCUUCCUGCAGAUGGCUGUCUCCUUCACCUACCGACACCUGGCACUCUUCACGGACACAGGCUACAUCUGGAUGGGGACAGCAUCACUCAAGGAGAAGCUGUGUGAGUUCAACUGUAACAUCCGGGCCCCCCCGAAGCAGAUGGUCUGGUGCAGCCGCCCUCGCAGCAAAGAGAGGGCCGUUGUGGUGGCCUGGGAGAGGCGGCUAAUGGUGGUGGGUGAUGCGCCCGAGAGCAUCCAGUUUGUGCUGGACGAAGACUCCUAUUUGGUUCCUGAGCUGGAUGGGGUCCGCAUCUUCUCUCGUAGCACCCACGAGUUCCUACAUGAGGUUCCAGUGGCCAGCGAGGAGAUCUUCAAAAUUGCCUCGAUGGCCCCUGGAGCGCUGUUGUUGGAGGCCCAGAAGGAGUAUGAGAAAGAGAGCCAGAAGGCAGAUGAGUACCUACGGGAGAUCCAGGAGCUGGGGCAGCUGACCCAGGCCGUGCAGCAGUGCAUCGAGGCCGCGGGACAUGAGCACCGGCCAGACAUGCAGAAGAGCCUGCUCAGGGUUGGCCUGCACAGCGGGGCUGCUGGGGGGCUGGUGCUGGGCUGGGGGGCUGGUGCUGGGCAGGGGGUGUGCUGGCAGGAGGGGUGUGUGUGUGGGGUAAGAUCUCUUCUCUUGACCUCUGGCUCUUCUCAGGCGGCCUCCUUUGGGAAGUGUUUCCUCGACAGAUUUCCACCUGACAGCUUCGUGCGCAUGUGUCAGGACCUGCGUGUGCUCAAUGCCAUUCGGGACUAUCACAUCGGGAUCCCCCUCACUUAUAGCCAAUAUAAGCAGCUCACCAUCCAGGUGCUGCUGGACAGGCUUGUGUUGCGGAGGCUUUACCCCCUGGCGAUCCAGAUUUGUGAGUACCUGCGCCUUCCUGAAGUGCAGGGCGUCAGCAGGAUCCUGGCCCACUGGGCCUGCUACAAGGUGCAACAGAAGGACGUGUCCGACGAGGAUGUUGCUCGGGCCAUUAACCAGAAGCUGGGGGAUACGCCUGGCGUCUCUUACUCUGACAUUGCUGCGCGGGCCUAUGGCUGUGGCCGCACAGAGCUGGCCAUCAAGCUGCUGGAGUAUGAGCCACGCUCUGGGGAGCAGGUACCCCUUCUCCUAAAGAUGAAGAGGAGCAAACUGGCGCUGAGCAAGGCCAUUGAGAGUGGGGACACUGAUCUGGUGUUCACGGUGUUGCUGCACCUGAAGAAUGAGCUAAAUCGAGGAGAUUUUUUCAUGACUCUUCGGAACCAGCCCAUGGCCCUGAGUUUGUACCGACAGUUCUGUAAACAUCAGGAGCUAGAGACGCUGAAGGACCUCUACAAUCAGGAUGACAACCACCAGGAGCUGGGCAGCUUCCACAUCCGAGCCAGCUAUGCUGCAGAGGAGCGUAUCGAGGGGCGGGUUGCAGCUUUGCAGACAGCAGCUGACGCCUUCUACAAAGCCAAGAACGAGUUCGCAGCCAAGGCCACAGAGGAUCAAAUGAGGCUCCUACGGCUGCAGAGACGCCUAGAAGAUGAGUUGGGGGGCCGGUUCCUGGACUUGUCUCUACACGACACGGUCACUACCCUCAUCCUUGGAGGCCACAACAAGCGUGCAGAGCAGCUGGCACGUGACUUCCGCAUUCCUGACAAGAGGCUCUGGUGGCUGAAGCUGACUGCCCUGGCCGAUCUGGAAGACUGGGAGGAGCUAGAGAAGUUUUCAAAGAGCAAGAAAUCACCCAUUGGCUACCUGCCCUUUGUUGAGAUCUGCAUGAAGCAACACAACAAAUAUGAGGCCAAGAAGUAUGCCUCCCGUGUGGGUCCGGAGCAGAAGGUCAAGGCCUUGCUUCUCGUUGGGGAUGUGGCUCAGGCCGCAGAUGUGGCCAUCGAGCACAGGAACGAAGCAGAGCUGAGCCUUGUAUUAUCCCACUGCACUGGAGCCACAGAUGGGGCCACAGCCGACAAAAUUCAGCGGGCUAGGGCACAAGCCCAGAAGAAGUGAGGGGCUCACCCCACACAUCUCCUUGAGCUGUAGCCUUGGCCGAAGCGUCACUGCGCAUCCAGCUUCUCCCCCAGAGCUAAGCUGAGGAGCUGGGGUGGGGUUGGAGCCAGGGGUCUGGAUGUAAAUAAAGUUGGGACAUUUUAGAGUG